Scomber scombrus (Atlantic mackerel) is the source of this 3021-nucleotide messenger RNA. RefSeq names its product ankyrin repeat and MYND domain containing 1 (gene ankmy1). Bases 1 to 3021 code for a protein of 1006 amino acids. NCBI's taxonomy places the organism in Eukaryota, Metazoa, Chordata, Actinopteri, Scombriformes, Scombridae. The record is from RefSeq and is a predicted model, not a curated record. Gene Ontology annotation, molecular function: protein binding. The transcript is spliced from 18 exons.
AUGCUGUCGACCUGCGAAGGUGUUGCGGCAGCUCCGGAGAGAGGUGCGGAGCCGGGGGCCGGGAGUCAUAACAACGGCGUCACAGGAGCUCGAGUUUGGGGAGAGAGACGAGAAGGAGUCGGUGUUCAGGAGUGGCCCGAUGGAUCCAAGUAUGAGGGAGAGUUUGUUAAUGGGUUCAAACACGGCAGAGGAAGGUACACCUGGAAGAACGGAGAGUACUAUGAAGGCUCUUUCUACAAAGACUACAGACAUGGUGAUGGGGUGUACUGCUGGCCCACAGGCCACAGGUUCAUUGGCAAGUUCUACCUCAACAGAAAGGAAGGAUAUGGACGACAGCUGUUCCCUGAUGGAGCCACAUUUCAGGGUUUGUACCACGCUGACCAGAGGUUCGGUCCAGGUGUGGUUAGUUAUCCAGACGGGUGUCAGGAUGUGGGUCUGUGGCUCGGGAAGCGCCUGCUAAAGCUCUGUACCUCUGUAGAAGAAGGUUUCAGCCUGAAGAGCUUUCCUGAAUAUGCUGCCUAUAUGGAACCGGUGGUCACCACAGAUUCUCAGAGCCAGGUAGACACAGACAGACAUCUGCUGUCAGAUGAGAAUUUUAUCCUUCCUCCUGGCCUGGAGAGUUACUCGACGAAUGGUGACCACCUGCCGCUGCCCCCGGGCCGUAGAAGAGAGUUGGAUCAACACUUUUAUGGCGAGCUGUGGGAGGCGGACGCUCACCCGUACCAAGGCUAUGAGCGAGACCCACUCUCUGCUCUGCCCUUACAAGAACGCAUGCUGGCUCACAUACACAAACACAGACUACAGGCUGAAAAUGUGGACUGGGAUGUUGCAGCAGUUCUCGCUCUAAACAGGGACAGUUUUGGCCCUAAAGGCCCUUUGGAGGUCAGUUCAGAGAUGUUGAUUCAGCAGGCCACCAGAGGGGAACUGCAAGAGGUUUCACAGAUUCUUCAGAUGAGCUGUGUCCACCCUGACGUAGCAGAUUCACAGGGACACACUGCACUGAUCGCUGCCACAGUAAACUGCCACAAUGAUGUGAUCCAGCUGUUGUUGGAUAUGGGCGCUGACAUUGACAAGUUGAAUUGUGAGGGCAUGUCAGCCCUGGCCGUAUGUCAUAUCCUCUACUACCCUUUUCACUCUCUGCGCACCACAUCGACUGGACAACUAGACAAAACACAAGGUUUAAGGUCUCAAUCAGCACGGGGGAACAGUCCUCAGAUCAGCCCACUGGACCUCACGACACACACAACCAGCCCUAAUAGCAGACCUCAGACCACUGACACAGACCUGAUCAACCAGAGUCACCCCUCUGACCAGGCAACAGAAGAACUAACUGAGCACAUCUCACAUCACAGCAGUAAAGUGUCCAAUGAUAGUGAGCUUACCGCUGAUUUUUGCAUUAGCCCGAAUAAACCUGAGACCCCUGCAGACACUGAACACCUUCAGGAGAAGGAAAGAGGAGAGAUAGUGGGACAAGGAGGGGAGAGAGACAGCAAUGAGACGGAAAGAGUGGAAAACCAGGGCAAAGACAAUGAUUUCACCCCGAGAGAAACCUUUGACUCUGCCCGCUCCAUCAACAGCUACGACAUCCAGGUCACAGAGGAAGUGAUGCAGCGUUCGGCAGAAGCUCUGAGUCACACAGGGAUUCCUCAGCGCUUGGACACGCAGGAGACUGUACGCAAAAUGGCUGCCAUGAAAACUGAGCACCGUGUUCGUUUGAGCACGCUGAAGCUGUUACUGGAACGGGGAGCUGACCCCAACGUAUCCAGAGUCCCCAUGCCUGUCCUCUUUUUGGCCAUUAUGGCUGCUGACACUGAGGCUGUCAGGAGACUUCUGCUAUGUGGAGCUCGAACUGACAUUCCCCUUCCACCUGAGAGGAAAGGCCUGUAUCCCCUGCAUGUAGCUGCAUCACUGCAAGGUCCAGCAGGGCCCAGAAUCACAGAGCUGCUGCUGCACACCGCUACUGACCCAGACGCACAGGCAUGCGACCAGGAUGAGAUCUAUGAACAGGAUAAGAUUUUCAUGAAGGGCCAGAAAUCACAGAGCAGUAAUGAGAGCCUGUGUCCCAGAGAGGGAGGACGAACGGCUCUGCACGUGGCUUGCCAGAGAGACAGCGAUUACAGAAAUGCCAGCAAGGUGGUAGCCCUCCUUCUCUCCCACAGAGCCAACGCAGACCUCCUCUGGAGUGGACACUCACCUCUCUCCCUGGCAAUAGCAAGUGGCAAUGACCUGGCAGUGGAAGAGCUGUUGAAAGGUGGCGCAGAUCCCAACAUCCCUUUGGGCAGCAGGGUGGGCAGCGCCCUCUGUGUCCUCGCCAACAUCAACUACCACUUAGGUGGCAACAGAGCUAAACUGUUGGACAUGUUAGCAAAGGCCGGUGCCAACAUCUUGAUGCCAAUUAGAGUGGGCGAUGUCGUGGGAACUGCAGUCGACUUCGCAUACUACUCCUUCAACCAGGACUUUCGUAUUGCCAACACUCCCUUCCAUGCUCUGAACAUGCGGGAGAGGGAAACAUUCAAAGAACGGCGCCAGCUGCUGAGCCUGAUGGGAGAUUUGCUGAGACAGACUGCUGCCCAGAGGGAGAGAGAGCAGCUAGAGGGAGAAGAAGUGAACAGUGAGCCCAGUCCCAGCUGUCAAAGUCUACAACACGUAACAGAAAAACACCGGACGCCGUUGUUUAAGUUCUGCUACCACUGCGGUCGCUCUGUGAACGUGAAACUGACCGCUUGCAGCCGCUGCCACAAGGUGUUUUACUGCUCUAGGACCUGUAAACUGAAAGCAUGGGAUGAAAGGCACAAGGACGAGUGUAUCCGGGUGUCAGCAUCUGCUGAUGGCCUCCAGAAGAGUGUUGUGUUUAAAACCCAAAGAGGCCCCAGGCCCUUGAAAGUCAUGUUGAAAUCAAAAACAGUCCCCAGGCCCUUGAGUGUCAAGUUGAAAUCCCAAAGGGUCCCCAAACCCUUGAGCAUGACUGAGAAGGUCUUGGAGAGCCAAGUCGACCUGAAGGAAAACUACAGCUUCAACUGA